This is a messenger RNA of Cynara cardunculus var. scolymus (artichoke), 2343 nucleotides long. Its product is annotated as acetyl-coenzyme A synthetase, chloroplastic/glyoxysomal. The record is from RefSeq and is a predicted model, not a curated record. Bases 129 to 2231 code for a protein of 700 amino acids. The transcript is spliced from 18 exons. Lineage: Eukaryota; Viridiplantae; Streptophyta; Magnoliopsida; Asterales; Asteraceae. Gene Ontology annotation, molecular function: AMP binding; acetyl-CoA synthetase activity.
GGCAGGAGCAAGGUUGGUUGGGUCCACUCUUGCUACACAAAUUCAAAUCUCCACGAUUUCUCCAUAUUUGUCGCCCUGAAGAAGAGGAGAGUUGACUCUUAACUCCGUUCGAAUCACGGUUGCCGAUCAUGGCCACUAGGAAAAAUCUGACCACAACUAAUCACCUCCGUCAUGUGGAGUCAAUGGCGACUCUGCCAUCGGGUGCUGGCAAGAUAUCAGAGCUGAAUGCUGUGAUACUCGGUGAGUCUCUUGCAUCCGAGGAGGACGAUCUCAUCUUACCCAGUCCCGAUUUCUCCCAACAGGCUUACGUCCCCUCUCCCCAAAAGUACUUGGAGAUGUACAAGAGGUCAAUCCAAGACACUGCUGGCUUUUGGUCUGAUAUUGCAUUGGAAUUCUAUUGGAAAGAGAAAUGGGGUCAACAGGUUUACUCAGAGAAUCUCGAUGUCACAAAAGGGAAUAUCAACAUUCAGUGGUUCAAGGGUGGUAUCACCAAUAUCUGCUAUAACUGCUUGGAUAAAAACAUAGAUUCUGGGAAUGGCGAUAAAAUUGCAAUUCAUUGGGAAGGAAAUGAGCCUGAUCUGGAUGGCUCAUUGACUUACAGACAACUGCUUGAGAGAGUUUGCCAGCUUGCAAAUUUUUUGAAAGACAAUGGUGUUAAAAAGGGUGAUACUGUAAUUAUUUACUUACCCAUGCUCAUGGAACUGCCAAUCGCGAUGCUGGCAUGCGCCCGCAUUGGUGCCGUUCACUCGGUUGUUUUUGCUGGAUAUUCUGCAGAAUCGCUUCUCCAAAGAAUUAUGGAUUGCAAACCAAAGAUUGUGGUAACUUGCAAUGCGGUUAGAAGAGGGAAUAAAAUAAUCAAUCUCAAAGACAUUGUUGACGCUGCACUCUCAGAAUCAUCUCAAAAUGGAAUCUCUGUAGAUUCAUGCUUGACGUACGAAAAUGAAUCAGCCAUGAAGAAGGAAGCUACUAAAUGGCAAAAAGGAAGAGAUGUUUGGUGGCAGGAUGUCGUUCCAAAAUACGCUACUAAGUGUGAUGUGGAGUGGGUUGAUGCGGAGGAUCCACUUUUCCUUCUUUAUACUAGUGGAAGUACUGGAAAGCCCAAGGGUGUUCUGCAUACUACAGGAGGAUACAUGAUAUACACUGCAACAACAUUCAAAUAUGCAUUCGACUAUAAAGAAUCUGAUAUAUACUGGUGUACAGCCGACUGUGGUUGGAUUACUGGACACAGCUAUGUUACUUAUGGACCUCUGCUUAAUGGAGCAACAACUGUAGUUUAUGAAGGGGUUCCUAACUACCCAGAUUCUGGACGCUGCUGGGACAUUGUUGACAAGUACAAGGUGACGAUAUUCUACACUGCUCCUACACUGGUGCGGUCUCUUAUGCGUGACGGCAACGAGUAUGUUACUCGCUAUUCUCGUAAAUCUUUACGCGUCCUUGGUAGUGUUGGUGAGCCGAUCAACCCAAGUGCAUGGAGGUGGUUUUUCAAUGUAGUUGGAGAUUCAAGGUGUCCCAUAUCAGAUACCUGGUGGCAAACAGAGACGGGGGGCUUCAUGAUUACUCCCUUGCCGGGCGCAUGGCCUCUGAAACCUGGUUCUGCCACUUUCCCAUUUUUCGGGGUUCAGCCUGUCAUAGUGGAUGAGAAGGGAAAUGAAAUUGAAGGUGAGUGCAGCGGCUAUUUAUGUGUUAAAAGCUCAUGGCCAGGGGCAUUCAGGACUCUCUAUGGUGAUCAUGAGAGAUAUGAAACGACUUAUUUCAGGGCGUUCCCUGGCUAUUAUUUUAGUGGUGAUGGCUGCAGUAGGGACAAGGAUGGAUAUCAUUGGCUUACAGGGAGAGUUGAUGAUGUAAUUAAUGUCAGUGGACACCGUAUUGGGACGACAGAAGUUGAAUCCGCUCUUGUUUCACAUCCCCACUGUGCUGAAGCAGCUGUUGUUGGUGUUGAGCAUGAGGUCAAAGGGCAGGGCAUAUAUGCAUUUGUUACUCUGGUGGAGGGUGUUCCAUACAGCCAAGACCUCCGCAAAAGCCUCGUGCUUGUGGUUCGAAACCAAAUUGGAGCAUUUGCAGCUCCUGACAAAAUUCAUUGGGCUCCUAGUCUUCCAAAGACAAGAAGUGGAAAGAUAAUGAGGAGAAUUCUGCGGAAAAUUGCCUCUAGGCAGCUAGAUGAGCUGGGGGAUACAAGCACGCUAGCAGACCCAAGCGUGGUUGAUCAGCUUAUUGCUCUAGCUGAUUCCUAAAUUUACCAACUCCAUCCCUAGUUCAAAGUCAACAAAGUUGUUUUGGAUAAUGAAUGACAAAUUACAUUAGACAAGGUACACCAGAAGCUGGGAUGGAAAUCUAUUUUGAAGU